This is a messenger RNA of Musa acuminata AAA Group (dessert banana), 390 nucleotides long. RefSeq lists its product as uncharacterized. Lineage: Eukaryota; Viridiplantae; Streptophyta; Magnoliopsida; Zingiberales; Musaceae. The record is from RefSeq and is a predicted model, not a curated record. The transcript has a single exon. Bases 1 to 390 code for a protein of 129 amino acids.
AUGCUGAACAUUACGCUGGUUGUGGCCGUCACCAUCGAGAAUCCCAACUACGCCGGCUUCGAGUUCGAGAGCGGGACGACCUUGAUCUUCUACCGCGGUGUCUUGGUCGGACAGGCGCCGGUGAUGGAAGGGGAAGUCGGCGCGCGCUCGACGGAGACGCUCAGCGUGUACGUCGAACUCGAGGUGUCGACGAUCACAGCCAACCCCAACUUCGUGCAAGACAUCGCCUCGGGAAUUCUGCCUCUUGAGUCGUCCACGAGCGUUCGGGGGAAGGUGACCAUUCUGGGGGUCUUCAAACUCAAUGCAUCCAUUUUAACGUCGUGUGAUAUAACCGUGGCCCUUCUUUCUCGCUACGCGAGCGCGACCUGCAAUUCCAGAGUCAGCACUUGA